AUGGCUACAAUUAAGGCCAUAGAAGGCCGAACGAUACAUCAGAUUCAAUCUGGGCAGGUCAUAGUAGAUUUAUGCUCCGUUGUGAAGGAGCUGGCGGAGAAUAGUCUUGAUGCCGGAGCUUCAAGUAUUGAAGUGCGGUUCAAAAAUCAGGGCUUGGAGUCAAUCGAGGUACAUGAUAAUGGCGCCGGCAUCGCAUCCCAAAAUUAUGAGACUAUCGCCCUCAAGCACUACACGUCCAAGCUAUCAACAUAUGCCGAUUUAACGACACUACAUACGUUCGGCUUCCGCGGCGAAGCGUUAUCCUCGUUAUGUGCGCUGUCGGACUUCACCAUCACAACAUGUACAGCUGAAGAUGCACCAAAGGGCACAAAGUUGGAUUUCGAAGUGUCGGGGAAGCUGAAGGGAACGAGCGUUGUCGCGGCACAGAAAGGCACCACUGUGACCGUGGAGAACCUGUUCAAUAAUCUACCCGUCAGAAGGCGAGAACUGGAGAGGAAUAUCAAGCGCGAAUGGAACCGUGUCGUUGCUGUUCUUGGGCAGUAUGCUUGCGUACAGACUGGUGUCAAGAUCAACGUUACCCAACAGGCUGGGAAGGGCAGGAAGACAACCGUCUUUGCAACGAAAGGAAACCCUACGACGAGAGAGAACAUAGCCAAUGUCUUUGGCGCAAAGACCUUGGUUGCCCUUGUCCCGCUAGAUCUCAACCUGGAACUCGAGCCCUCAAGCGGCCCGAGUCAACGUUGGAGUACACAGGAUGAUGGUGGCACGAAGGAAGUCCGAAUCGUCGGCCAUAUUUCGAAACCCAUAUCCGGUGAGGGUCGACAGUUACCAGACAAGCAAAUGUUCUUCGUCAACUCGCGGCCCUGUGGGUUACCACAAGUUGCAAAGGCAUUCAACGAAGUGUACAAGUCCUACAAUAAUAACCAGUCGCCGUUCAUAUUUGCGAAUAUCGAGUUGGAAACGCAUCUUUACGAUGUUAAUGUCAGCCCUGAUAAACGCACCAUUAUGCUGCACGAGCAGAAUAGCAUGUUGGAGCAGUUGAAGCUCUCUCUGACGGAGUUGUUCGAGAAGCAAGAUUACGCUGUGCCCAUCUCGCGGCUGUCAUCGCAGAAGCAACCGGCAUAUAAACAACUGACUAUUAAUCGAGAUCACCUACCCUCUCCUCCAAGUGCCAGGCCAGCAGGACCUGCGAUACUGGAAGUGGCAGAAGAAACGGACGGGGAGUCUGCUCUAGGUGAGGAUCAAAGCAUAGGUGAUGAAGACGAGCAGCCUGGCGAACCCAGAGACGGCGAAUUGGAGGUUCGUGAGGAACCGCGAGAUGUCGCGAACCGAGAUAGGGGUGCGAUAGACUUGAUGAGCAAGUGGCACGAAGCCAAAACGAAAGACAGGGCCAUUCAGGGCGAGACUCGCAGCAAGUCUCGUACUACCGAGAAAGCUGAUGGUCCUUCCAAGGAGGAGUUGAGACUUAGUAAGAGGCUGUCUAGGGAAGGAGAAAUAGACGAUGAAGCUUCUGAUGAUGUGGGAGAUGCCGGUUCUGAACAUGGUAGCAUGGACGAGAUGCCUGAAAUAUCUCACCAUCUUCCAGUGCCUGUUCGGGAUUUUAAUGCGAGGUUGGCGGAGGCAGAGCACGGUGGACAAGAAACUGAUGGAUAUAAACCCCCGCGGCCAAUAACCCACGAUGAUCACAUUCCUUCCAUUGCGUCUCCAACAAGGCGCCCAGCCGCUGGCACUAGUAGUAUCAUCUCGAAGCAUGUCCGACCUAGAAGGAUGCCAGAAGAAACAGCUACUAUCACGAUUGGCGACCAUACAACUGUUAGCUCCAUUGGCACUCCACGCCCCAAGAAACGACGGUUAGAACCGCCAUCGUCAAAUGUUGCUCAGCAAGACUCAACACCAUCAUUUGGAAGUCGCCUGUCGCAAAGAUUCGCGGCACCUGGGGCGGAUACAGAGCAAAUCGAUAGCUCAAUGGAUGAAGGCGAGGAAUCAGUUGAGGAAGGCAUAGAAGAAGAGCAAGAAGUAGGAGUAGAAGAGGAAGACGAGGAAGAAGGAGAGAAAGUCGGAGAAGAAGAAGAAGAGUAUCGGAAAGGUUUAGAAAUGGAGCACUCUCCAGAAAUGGAGCCAGAGGAACCUGUUGAAGCCCCAACUGAAGAAUACGAAGAAGAAACCCCAGACGAGAGUCGAAAUGAAGUGGAUACUACCGAAGAAUUUGCUUCUAUGGCUGAUGAUCAAGAUGGCGAUUACAUGGAUGAAGAGGAUAAGAAAGCUUUGGAAGAUGCAAAAGUUCAGGAGAUGAUCAAGGCCGCCGAAGAGGUAGCAAGCCGGCCCUCAACAGACAACGAGAAGCGAGCCACUUCUUUGCUCAAAAAUGACGCCCGACGAAAAGAUGCUACUGUGCAUCUUGUCAAGAACCUCAGCACAACUGUCGAUGCAAUCGCACAGCAAUUGCAGAACCUCAACGAGUCAUUAGACCACUUUGAAACCUCGACACCCUUCGAAGAACCUAGUGCUUCAGGAAUAGAUUCCGUGGACGCCGAAGAGAAACUCUCUCUGACCAUCCACAAGUCCGACUUCGCAAAGAUGAAAAUCAUAGGCCAAUUCAACCUCGGAUUUAUCCUGGCUUCGAGAACAUCACACGGAUCUGAUUCGACGAACAAGGCCUCUGAUGAUGUGUUCAUAAUCGACCAGCAUGCUUCCGAUGAAAAAUACAACUUUGAACGUCUCCAAGCGUCGACUACCGUCCAAUCCCAGCGUCUCGUCCAACCGAAACCACUCUCUCUCACCGCUGUCGAGGAAGAAAUCGUGAUAGAGCACCUGGACGCAUUAGAAACUAACGGCUUCUUACUGAGCAUCGAUCAUGACGCACCCGUAGGCGAACGCUGCCAUCUCGUUGCUCUUCCACUGAGUCGCGAGACCACGUUCUCACUGUCUGAUCUCGAGGAGCUGAUUGUGCUUCUUACCGAGGCGCCGCCAGGGCAGAUACCAAGGCCGAGCAAAGUGCGGAAGAUGUUUGCGAUGAGAGCGUGCCGGAGCAGUGUCAUGAUCGGACGAACAUUGACGACGAAGCAGAUGGCAAAGUUGGUGGGGCAUAUGGGGGAGAUUGAUAAGCCAUGGAAUUGCCCCCAUGGGAGGCCAACAAUGAGACACCUUUGUGGGUUGGGCGGCUGGGACGAAGAAGGAUGGAAAGAGGGGCAGGGUGUGGAUGGAGACAAAGAUGGGGUGACAGAUUGGAAUGCGUAUGUGAGGCGGAAGAAGAGAACGAAUUAA
Messenger RNA from Pseudogymnoascus destructans, 3264 nucleotides. RefSeq lists its product as uncharacterized. The transcript is spliced from 3 exons. Bases 1 to 3264 code for a protein of 1087 amino acids. Gene Ontology annotation, molecular function: mismatched DNA binding; ATP hydrolysis activity; ATP-dependent DNA damage sensor activity. Gene Ontology annotation, biological process: mismatch repair. The record is from RefSeq and is a predicted model, not a curated record. Lineage: Eukaryota; Fungi; Ascomycota; Leotiomycetes; Thelebolales; Thelebolaceae. Gene Ontology annotation, cellular component: MutLalpha complex.